AUGGCACCCCAAACGGGCCCAAUAACCGUAACAGACCCCAUAUUACGAAUACUAUGGAACGUGUUAUUGGACCUUCAACACCGCAAGGCACGCAUACGGCUACAAUUUAUAUUUGGCCACUGUGGCGUUGCAAAGAACGAGGCAUGUGAUAAGGAAGCGAAGACGGCCUCCGACCUACCACACUGCGGGGGCACGUGGGCACCGGAUGUGGUAGCGCUGGCCAAACGUCACAUACGUAGCCAGCUGCCCAAACCAUCCACCCACCGCUCCAGCAUCACAGGCCAUUGGAACCCGACAC
Molecule: messenger RNA, 298 nt
Organism: Trypanosoma grayi
Lineage: Eukaryota; Euglenozoa; Kinetoplastea; Trypanosomatida; Trypanosomatidae
Product: Tbingi protein
Exons: 1
Molecular function (GO): nucleic acid binding
Source: RefSeq, a predicted model, not a curated record